Fonsecaea nubica is the source of this 495-nucleotide messenger RNA. RefSeq lists its product as hypothetical. The transcript has a single exon. The record is from RefSeq and is a predicted model, not a curated record. The coding region runs from base 1 to 495 and encodes 164 amino acids. NCBI's taxonomy places the organism in Eukaryota, Fungi, Ascomycota, Eurotiomycetes, Chaetothyriales, Herpotrichiellaceae. Gene Ontology annotation, molecular function: protein dimerization activity; DNA-binding transcription factor activity, RNA polymerase II-specific; RNA polymerase II cis-regulatory region sequence-specific DNA binding. Gene Ontology annotation, biological process: regulation of transcription by RNA polymerase II.
AUGUCAAAAGAAGAGGGGACCGAGUCAAAUACAUCGUCUCGGGAAUCUACUCCGGCUUCUGACACCCAGCCAAACACUUCCAAGUCCGGCUCAGCAAAAAAGGCGAACAAGGUUUCGAAGCCUCGUCUGACAGCAUCGCAGAAGAACUUCAACCACAAAGAUGCCGAGAACAAGCGACGCACAGCCAUCCGUGAACGCUUUACCGAACUCUCACAACUCGUCCCGGGAGCUCUGGGUCAUGAAAGAAGCGAGCAAAUCAUGCUGGGGAAAACCACUGAAUUUUUGAGAAGCAUGAUCCUGGAACAACGUAGACUCGAAGAGCAGGCUGAAAAACAAGGCAUCGCGAUUGAGGACGGUGAGAGGCUGAGGGAGGAUGAUUUUGGUGGUCCGAAGUGGAGGGCAAGAAACAUGGAGCAGUACGAGGCCGGUAAGCAGAAGAAAGAAUCCGGCGACUCCCAACAGGCAAACUAUCAAGGAGAGGAUGAGAAUGACUAG